AUGGACGAGAGACUUCCUCUCAUAAAGAGGGAUAAUAGCUCUUUGCAGCAAAAGAAAAUUUCACAUAAAUCGGAAUACACUAAAGCAAAAUUAUCGUUAUUUGUGAUGAUUAAUUAUUUUGCUAUAGAAUUCGCUGGAUUGACUCAACCUCAGUAUAUAUAUUCGUAUCUAGAAAAUGCACGCGAAUCUAACAACACUUCUGUUGAUAUGCAUAACAACAUUUCUAGCAAUCAUCUAAACAAUUGCUUUAACAAAAGUUCAUCUUCUGCAGACGAGUCUCGAGAACAAGCCUCUUCCUGGACAUGGUACAUAUCAUUGGCGGAAUAUGGAGUUGCAUUUCCGGUUUUAUUCUAUAUUGGACCAUUAACUGACAGGAUCGGUCGAAAGCCACUUUUAUUAUAUAAUACAGUGAUGGUUUUUAUAGCGUUUGUUUUGAAGACUAUAGUUGUGUAUGGAAGGUUUCCUUUGCAGUAUUACGUAGCUGCUAGUGCGAUAGAGGGCCUUGCUGGUACCCCUUUUGCGUUCAAUCUGAUUAAUCACGCAAUCAUUGCAGAUACAACAACACUGGGUAAUGAUCGACCUUUAAUGAUGAUGGUAUAUGAUGCUCUCCUAGGAUUGGGAGCAAUCUGUUCUAAUAUAGGAACUGGAUACCUAAUUCAAUUGCUUGGAUUUACAUAUCUGUACCUGGCUUCAAGUGGUUUGCUUUUAAUUCUUCCUAUUCUGAUUUUGUUUACUUUAGAAGAGACAUGGAAACCCCCGAAAGAAAAAUCAAAAACAUCCGUUUUCAAAUUACCAAUUAAGAAUUUAACAUUAUGUUUUAAGAGACAACACGUAAGUAAUAAGUUAGGAUAUUUUAUCGCUAAUCUAUUUAUAUUACUUCUUGUUUUAUUUCCGUAUACCUCUAUUUCUUCUAUACUAACAUUGUUCCUAUUAGGAGAACCAUUUUGCUGGACCUCAGAACAUAUUGGUUGGUACAAUGCAGGAGUAGAUUUUGUGAAAUAUAUUGGGGGAACCACAAUGUUGAAGAUUAUGCACUCGUGUUGUGUUUGGUUAAAAGAUGAAAUCAUUAUAGUUUUUGCCAUGUUGUCCUCAAUUGCCUAUUUAAUACUAAUGGGAUUUUCUAACAACGACUGGAUGGUAUAUGGAGCUGGGUCUGCUGCGAUAUUUCGAGUUUUGAGCAUUCCAUUACUUAAAGCGACACUCUCACGGAAGGUUAAUCCAACCAAACAGGGGGUGAUGUUUUCCAAUGUGUAUUUGUUUGAAGUAUUGAGCGUAUUAUCAGGAACAACUGUGUUUAAUAAUAUAUAUAGACAAACUUUGAACAUAUACAGAGGAUUCAUAUUUUUUGUAAUGGCCGGCUUUCCUGUUUGCGGUCUUAUAUUAAUGGGAUUUGUUUCUUGUUUCGAUUCAACAACAAUACAGAAAGAACUAGUGAUUGAAAAGGUUGAUAUUCAGGUUCCAUCCAGUGAAAACGAUGUAAAGGCUGUUCAAAUUACUCAGAUAUAA
Mytilus trossulus (common blue mussel) is the source of this 1506-nucleotide messenger RNA. Its product is annotated as lysosomal proton-coupled steroid conjugate and bile acid symporter SLC46A3-like. Gene Ontology annotation, cellular component: membrane. Gene Ontology annotation, biological process: transmembrane transport. Lineage: Eukaryota; Metazoa; Mollusca; Bivalvia; Mytilida; Mytilidae. The record is from RefSeq and is a predicted model, not a curated record. Gene Ontology annotation, molecular function: transmembrane transporter activity. The transcript is spliced from 4 exons. Bases 1 to 1506 code for a protein of 501 amino acids.